GUACGAUUACCAUCUCUACUACAUAGCAACGCACGUGAAGCGGCGUGGGAGCAACAAUUGGACUUUUAACAAAGGAAAAUGGAAAAGGACGUCAGCCAUGCAUACUGGCCAUCUGGAGGCGGCGUCAUCACCCUUCGUGGAGGCGUCAUUGGAGGAAGAGGCCGGCGUCAUCGUUGGAACUGGAGCUUGGCGUCGUGGAUCUGCAGCUUCUGGUGAAAUUCGGCAUGGCAUCGGCUGCGACAUCGGCGUCGGCGUCGGCAGCAGCGUCGGCAGCAGCGCCGUCUGGAAGUAUAUGCAGGCAUUGUCGGCGCACGUAGGCAGUGGCGCGCCAUGGAUUACUACGAAUUCCAGCGACGGCGUGCUGCACAUCUUGGCUGGAGUGGCGUCAGGUCAUCUCCAUUAUCAUGUUGUGUCCCAUAAGGGGGGAGGUCAGGAGAGGAAUCAUCGUCAUUGCGGCUCAUGGAGGAACUAUGCUCGGAUCAAAUCCCCAGCCAUCAGGAGAUCCAUUAGGGAGUCCGAGCCCAUAAAGGACCCCUCGUCAGGAUUCAGGUCGUCAGGAUCGUCGCUGUCUAUUGUAUUUCCGGUUGGAUCAAUUUGUCCAUCAACAUGGUCUGGAUUCCCCCCUCCUCCCGUCGCCCCGGUUCACGAGGGAGAAUUUCUGGAGCUGCUUCUUUUGUUUUUAUACGAUUACCAUCUCUACUACAUAGCAACGCACGUGAAGCGGCGUGGGAGCAACAAUUGGACUUUUAACAAAGGAAAAUGGAAAAGGACGUCAGCCAUGCAUACUGGCCAUCUGGAGGCGGCGUCAUCACCCUUCGUGGAGGCGUCAUUGGAGGAAGAGGCCGGCGUCAUCGUUGGAACUGGAGCUUGGCGUCGUGGAUCUGCAGCUUCUGGUGAAAUUCGGCAUGGCAUCGGCUGCGACAUCGGCGUCGGCGUCGGCGGCAGCGUCGUCUGGAAGUAUAUGCAGGCAUUGUCGGCGCACGUAGGCAGUGGCGCGCCAUGGAUUACUACGAAUUCCAGCGACGGCGUGCUGCACAUCUUGGCUGGAGUGGCGUCAGGUCAACUCCAUUAUCAUGUUGUGUCCCAUAAGGGGGGAGGUCAGGAGAGGAAUCAUCGUCAUUGCGGCUCAUGGAGGAACUAUGCUCGGAUCAAAUCCCCAGCCAUCAGGAGAUCCAUUAGGGAGUCCGAGCCCAUAAAGGACCCCUCGUCAGGAUUCAGGUCGUCAGGAUCGUCGCUGUCUAUUGUAUUUCCGGUUGGAUCAAUUUGUCCAUCAACAUGGUCUGGAUUCCCCCCUCCUCCCGUCGCCCCGGUUCACGAGGGAGAAUUUCUGGAGCUGCUUCUUUUGUUUUUAUACGAUUACCAUCUCUACUACAUAGCAACGCACGUGAAGCGGCGUGGGAGCAACAAUUGGACUUUUAACAAAGGAAAAUGGAAAAGGACGUCAGCCAUGCAUACUGGCCAUCUGGAGGCGGCGUCAUCACCCUUCGUGGAGGCGUCAUUGGAGGAAGAGGCCGGCGUCAUCGUUGGAACUGGAGCUUGGCGUCGUGGAUCUGCAGCUUCUGGUGAAAUUCGGCAUGGCAUCGGCUGCGACAUCGGCGUCGGCGUCGGCAGCAGCGUCGGCAGCAGCGCCGUCUGGAGGUGUAUGCAGGCAUUGUCGGCGCACGUAGGCAGUGGCGCGCCAUGGAUUACUACGAAUUCCAGCGACGGCGUGCUGCACAUCUUGGCUGGAGUGGCGUCAGGUCAUCUCCAUUAUCAUGUUGUGUCCCAUAAGGGGGGAGGUCAGGAGAGGAAUCAUCGUCAUUGCGGCUCAUGGAGGAACUAUGCUCGGAUCAAAUCCCCAGCCAUCAGGAGAUCCAUUAGGGAGUCCGAGCCCAUAAAGGACUCCUCGUCAGGAUUCAGGUCGUCAGGAUCGUCGCUGUCUAUUGUAUUUCCGGUUGGAUCAAUUUGUCCAUCAACAUGGUCUGGAUUCCCCCCUCCUCCCGUCUCCCCGGUUCACGAGGGAGAAUUUCUGGAGCUGCUUCUUUUGUUUUUAUACGAUUACCAUCUCUACUACAUAGCAACGCACGUGAAGCGGCGUGGGAGCAACAAUUGGACUUUUAACAAAGGAAAAUGGAAAAGGACGUCAGCCAUGCAUACUGGCCAUCUGGAGGCGGCGUCAUCACCCUUCGUGGAGGCGUCAUUGGAGGAAGAGGCCGGCGUCAUCGUUGGAACUGGAGCUUGGCGUCGUGGAUCUGCAGCUUCUGGUGAAAUUCGGCAUGGCAUCGGCUGCGACAUCGGCGUCGGCGUCGGCGGCAGCGUCGUCUGGAAGUAUAUGCAGGCAUUGUCGGCGCACGUAGGCAGUGGCGCGCCAUGGAUUACUACGAAUUCCAGCGACGGCGUGCUGCACAUCUUGGCUGGAGUGGCGUCAGGUCAUCUCCAUUAUCAUGUUGUGUCCCAUAAGGGGGGAGGUCAGGAGAGGAAUCAUCGUCAUUGCGGCUCAUGGAGGAACUAUGCUCGGAUCAAAUCCCCAGCCAUCAGGAGAUCCAUUAGGGAGUCCGAGCCCAUAAAGGACCCCUCGUCAGGAUUCAGGUCGUCAGGAUCGUCGCUGUCUAUUGUAUUUCCGGUUGGAUCAAUUUGUCCAUCAACAUGGUCUGGAUUCCCCCCUCCUCCCGUCGCCCCGGUUCACGAGGGAGAAUUUCUGGAGCUGCUUCUUUUGUUUUUAUACGAUUACCAUCUCUACUACAUAGCAACGCACGUGAAGCGGCGUGGGAGCAACAAUUGGACUUUUAACAAAGGAAAAUGGAAAAGGACGUCAGCCAUGCAUACUGGCCAUCUGGAGGCGGCGUCAUCACCCUUCGUGGAGGCGUCAUUGGAGGAAGAGGCCGGCGUCAUCGUUGGAACUGGAGCUUGGCGUCGUGGAUCUGCAGCUUCUGGUGAAAUUCGGCAUGGCAUCGGCUGCGACAUCGGCGUCGGCGUCGGCGGCAGCGUCGUCUGGAAGUAUAUGCAGGCAUUGUCGGCGCACGUAGGCAGUGGCGCGCCAUGGAUUACUACGAAUUCCAGCGACGGCGUGCUGCACAUCUUGGCUGGAGUGGCGUCAGGUCAUCUCCAUUAUCAUGUUGUGUCCCAUAAGGGGGGAGGUCAGGAGAGGAAUCAUCGUCAUUGCGGCUCAUGGAGGAACUAUGCUCGGAUCAAAUCCCCAGCCAUCAGGAGAUCCAUUAGGGAGUCCGAGCCCAUAAAGGACCCCUCGUCAGGAUUCAGGUCGUCAGGAUCGUCGCUGUCUAUUGUAUUUCCGGUUGGAUCAAUUUGUCCAUCAACAUGGUCUGGAUUCCCCCCUCCUCCCGUCGCCCCGGUUCACGAGGGAGAAUUUCUGGAGCUGCUUCUUUUGUUUUUAUACGAUUACCAUCUCUACUACAUAGCAACGCACGUGAAGCGGCGUGGGAGCAACAAUUGGACUUUUAACAAAGGAAAAUGGAAAAGGACGUCAGCCAUGCAUACUGGCCAUCUGGAGGCGGCGUCAUCACCCUUCGUGGAGGCGUCAUUGGAGGAAGAGGCCGGCGUCAUCGUUGGAACUGGAGCUUGGCGUCGUGGAUCUGCAGCUUCUGGUGAAAUUCGGCAUGGCAUCGGCUGCGACAUCGGCGUCGGCGUCGGCGGCAGCGUCGGCAGCAGCGCCGUCUGGAAGUAUAUGCAGGCAUUGUCGGCGCACGUAGGCAGUGGCGCGCCAUGGAUUACUACGAAUUCCAGCGACGGCGUGCUGCACAUCUUGGCUGGAGUGGCGUCAGGUCAUCUCCAUUAUCAUGUUGUGUCCCAUAAGGGGGGAGGUCAGGAGAGGAAUCAUCGUCAUUGCGGCUCAUGGAGGAACUAUGCUCGGAUCAAAUCCCCAGCCAUCAGGAGAUCCAUUAGGGAGUCCGAGCCCAUAAAGGACCCCUCGUCAGGAUUCAGGUCGUCAGGAUCGUCGCUGUCUAUUGUAUUUCCGGUUGGAUCAAUUUGUCCAUCAACAUGGUCUGGAUUCCCCCCUCCUCCCGUCGCCCCGGUUCACGAGGGAGAAUUUCUGGAGCUGCUUCUUUUGUUUUUGUAAUUUCUUUAGAAUUUUUGUUAUUCAUUUGAAAUACAAUAUCGGGCCGCUGCUGCUGGCCAGGGGGGGCGCGGGGAAAGUAGGGCCUUUUCAGGGGGCGGGACCUUUCAUGGGACAUAUGCCUAUCCAGGCGAGGAUGAGAUGCAGGAGGACGACGCUGACCAUGGGACCUUUCAUGGAACAUAUGCCUAUCCAGGCGAGGAUGAGAUGGAGGAGGACGACGCUGACCAUGGCUGAGACUAGGAUGCCUCCAUUUAUUCAUUGGCCACCGCGCCGGCCCCUCGCACUGCGCUUCUCUCAUAUCCGCCCACCUUCGUUUCGCCUCUUGGUAGGCGGGGCAUCCUUUAUAAGCACUGAUGUGCCCCCCGUUGCAGUUGCAACAACGAGCAGGGCUGUCCCGUGUCUUCGUGCA
This is a messenger RNA of Drosophila ananassae, 4463 nucleotides long. RefSeq lists its product as uncharacterized. Bases 98 to 4054 code for a protein of 1318 amino acids. The transcript has 36 exons. NCBI's taxonomy places the organism in Eukaryota, Metazoa, Arthropoda, Insecta, Diptera, Drosophilidae. The record is from RefSeq and is a predicted model, not a curated record.